Molecule: messenger RNA, 1964 nt
Organism: Thlaspi arvense
Lineage: Eukaryota; Viridiplantae; Streptophyta; Magnoliopsida; Brassicales; Brassicaceae
Source: the annotation of a GenBank genome assembly
UGUCACUAAUCAAAGUUAUUAACUUCUCAAAUUAACCUUGUUUAAUAAAACCAGACUCAUAAGCAAAACAACAAAAACUGGUUUGCGGGAAAAAAAAAAAAAGUUAAAAAUGAAAAUAGUAGUCACCGGCUCUACUGGUUACUUAGGCGCACGACUGUGCCACGCCCUCCUCCGUCGCGGCCACUCCGUACGGGCCUUGGUUCGCCGCACUAGCGAUCUCUCCAUCCUCCCUCCAGAAAGCGAUAACGAUGCGUUCGAGCUGGCCUACGGAGAUGUAACCGACUACCGCUCGCUAACGGAGGCUUUCUCCGGUUGCGAUAUCGUUUUCCACGCCGCGGCUUUAGUUGAGCCUUGGCUUCCGGAUCCAUCUCGAUUCGUCUCCGUCAACGUCGGUGGACUGAAGAAUGUCUUGGAAGCAGUUAAGGAGACGAAAACAAUCCAGAAGAUAAUCUACACUUCUUCCUUCUUCGCGCUUGGGUCAACCGAUGGAUCUGUUGCUAAUGAGAAUCAAGUUCAUAGCGAAAGGUUCUUCUGCACGGAGUACGAGAGAUCGAAGGCUGCUGCUGAUAAGAUUGCCUUGAAUGCUGCGAUUGAAGGCGUGCCGAUAAUCUUGCUGUAUCCGGGUGUUAUUUAUGGUCCAGGGAAGCUCACUUCAGGCAAUAUGGUUGCUAAAUUGAUUAUCGAGCGUUUUAGUGGGAGAUUACCUGGAUAUAUCGGGUACGGGAAUGAUAGAUGCUCCUUCAGCCACGUUGAUGAUGUAGUGGAGGGUCAUAUAGCUGCAAUGGAAAAAGGUAGGCUUGGUGAAAGAUACUUGCUCACCGGGGAAAAUGCUUCUUUUAAGCAUCUCUUUGACAUGGCUGCACUCAUUACCGGAACCAAAAAACCAAGCUUUAGCAUUCCGUUGUGGGUCAUCGAUGCAUACGGAUGGUUAUCUGUUCUCAUCUCUCGGGUUACGGGAAAGCUUCCAGUUAUCAGUCCUCCGUCAGUGAAUGUGCUGCGACAUCAAUGGGCAUACUCGUGUGACAAGGCUAAGAAGGAACUUGGUUAUAACCCUCGAAGUCUAAGGGAGGGAUUGGAGGAGAUACUAACUUGGUUGAAGGAUUUGAGACUCAUUCAAUAUUGAAAUCAAAAUUGCCCAUCUUUCUGAUACUCCUAAGAUUCAAUGUGACUACUAUUCUGUGAUAUACAGUUUGAUUGCUAAUGUGGAUUAUCAGUGAGAUUUUAACAACUCAAAUUUUAGAACUACAGUUUAUCUCUUCUGAAGGUAUCUUUGUUUGUUACCCUGACUACUAAAACGUUCAAGAGUCAUGUUCUUUGAAGGGAUUUUUUUUUGUGAUUUUAAUUUUAGAAUAUUUUCGAAUGUCCGUUCUAAGAGAUUAUGAGAACGAAAGAGGAGUAUGCAAAUGUGGAAGCACCACAUCUUAUUUGGCAAGAACUUAUAUGAUUACAUGUAUAUGAUGAGAAGAUUAGUGCUAAAGUAUCCUAUAAAUGUGUUCAUAAUGCUUUUCGCUCUUCCAGUUUCAGGACAUCCCACUUUUAUUAUAGUAGUAGCUGCAUGGUCCUCUUUUCAGUUUAUGCUGGUACAGUCGACACUUUUAGAGAAAGGGACACCGAGAUUAACACCACAUUUAACAGGGAGUUGUUUGGCAUUAUCAUCAAUGAUUCCUGGGAUUGCAUUAGCUGCGUCCUUCAAGCAUUGACAAGCCGCUUGUUUAUCCGGUUUCUCCGGCGCUGCGGCUUUUAGACUGUUGAGUCCGCCGCAACACGGUACAGACGGGGUUCCUCCACCUCUAAGAUAAGCCAAACACGGUGCUAAGUACAUGUUUACCUGCGAACAUUGUAUGGCUUCUCCCUCGUGGUUCGCUAUCACCAUUACAAGUGUUACCACAAACAGUAACAUGUUCCGAGUUUUGCUAACGUUCCUCAUUUUUUUUUUUCACUUAUAUUGAGUUUUGACAAUUUCG